Messenger RNA from Mytilus trossulus (common blue mussel), 1116 nucleotides. RefSeq names its product gastrula zinc finger protein XlCGF57.1-like. The coding region runs from base 58 to 1116 and encodes 352 amino acids. Gene Ontology annotation, biological process: regulation of gene expression. Gene Ontology annotation, cellular component: nucleus. The record is from RefSeq and is a predicted model, not a curated record. NCBI's taxonomy places the organism in Eukaryota, Metazoa, Mollusca, Bivalvia, Mytilida, Mytilidae. The transcript has 2 exons.
UUAUCUUGAAAAAGAUUCAGAGAAAUUUUCUAUUUAAAAUUCUUGUCAUUUGUUGAAAUGAAAAUGAUGUUCCCUGGAAUGCCCAUAAGUGGGCCUCCUGUCUGCGAUGAUAAUUCAAGACUACCAACUGAAUAUAACAGAUCUUUACAGACCAAUUGCAUUCCGACAUCUAUGCCUGCAAUUCGAAAUCCAAUCCCUAAACCACGAGAAAGUAUGCAUACGCUCGGAAAUCCUGACAUACGAUCUAGUUUAACUAGUGUUUCCCUCAGAGCAAUGGCAGCGCCGUAUAUGUCACCUUUCCCAAAUAUACCUCUUCCUACCGGAUCCUCUUCUAGUACGGCAUCCUUACCAUCAACAGUUCUUCAGUAUCCAACUGCAUUGUAUCCAUUUCAAAAUACGGCAUCAAACGAACUAAAGCAACUGACACUUGCACAAUAUCACAACUUCACAACUCCGCCUGGCUUUCCAACUGAUUUGUCUAAAGUGAAAUCUCCGUUUAUUAAUAGAAAUUAUUUAGAGUUGGCUAUGUUGGUAUGCAAUACAUUUCGUGGAAAGUUGUUCCCGUGUCCACAUUGUCGAUACGUCACAGACCGAAGAAACAAUUUGAAGAGACAUAUAUCAACUAUGCAUCAGGCUUGUGAAAAAGUUUUAGAAUGCUGUGGUGUCAACUUUACGACAAAAGCUUCGUUAAGAGAACAUAUAAUGAUCUUCCAUCACAAUGGAUAUUCAUGUGCGUUUUGCGGACGACGUUUUUGUCGAAAGGCGUUGUUGAAAAGGCAUUUGUCUGUACACAGUGGUCAAAAAGACUACUCUUGUCCACACUGUGACUAUGCGACAAGUCACAAAAGUAAUUUAGAAAGACACAAACGCAUACAUGAACGUCUACGAGGCGAUGACGAGGAUGGUGAAAAUAGUCAAUCUUAUAUUGAUGUUGAGCACAUUAAUGACAAUUUAUCAGAAUCGGAAGACAAUGAUAUCAACCGAAAGACCCCUGAACCACUUUCCCUCACAAAAGAUGAUAUCAUUGAUGAACAUUCGACUCGAGGAUCCCAAGUUGAUUUCCAUCAGAGUGUUACAACUAACAUUCGGGAAGAUAUUAUUGAUGUAAACAUUUAA